Molecule: messenger RNA, 4494 nt
Organism: Talaromyces stipitatus ATCC 10500
Lineage: Eukaryota; Fungi; Ascomycota; Eurotiomycetes; Eurotiales; Trichocomaceae
Product: ABC transporter, putative
Exons: 14
Coding region: 1-4494 (1497 amino acids)
Biological process (GO): transmembrane transport
Cellular component (GO): membrane
Molecular function (GO): ATP hydrolysis activity; ABC-type transporter activity; ATP binding
Source: RefSeq, a predicted model, not a curated record
AUGGCUGCCUCCUCCAACGCAGACCUGCGCGGCAACCACGCGACACCAUCCGAAAGUACGAACUACAAUGACUCCAGUUCAGAAGAAACCGAAGUUGUGCCCGUUCGAUCCGGGUCGUCUCACCAGAGGAAACGAGAUGGACGCGACCAGAAGGACGGGGACGAAGAUAGUACCCUGGCAAGACGGUAUACCACAAACUCAAGCGGGAAACAACAAACAAAUGAAGACUGGGCGGAAAUCCAGCGCUUAAUGUCGCGCAUGUUUGGCCGCGAGAGGCAGGAAAACUCCGAGGAAGAAAAGACAAGACAUUCCGGCGUGAUAUGGAAGAAUUUGAAUGUUAAAGGUGCUGGUUUGGGUGCGGCGCUGCAACCGACUGUGGGAGAUUUAUUUCUGGGACUGCCUAGGCUCGUCAGGGGGUUGCUUGCGAGAGGGAGGAAAGGUGCAGGGAAGAAUGUGCCUGUGAAGACAAUCUUGAAUGAUUUUACUGGCUGUGUACGACCUGGCGAAUUACUACUCGUCCUUGGAAGACCGGGGUCAGGAUGUUCAACCUUCUUGAAAGUAAUUGGGAACCAGCGGGCUGGAUACGAAAGCAUCGAUGGGGAAGUGACAUAUGGAGGGACAGAUCCGCAGGCUAUGGCCAAGAACUAUCGUUCAGAGGUGUCGUAUAAUCCCGAGGAUGACCUGCAUUAUGCUACUCUCACGGUCAAACAAACCCUCUCCUUUGCACUCCAGACGAGGACUCCGGGCAAGGAAUCACGAAACCAAGGCGAAAGUCGAAAGGACUACCAAAAGACAUUUCUUAGCGCCAUCACCAAGUUAUUCUGGAUAGAGCACACCAUGGAUACUAAAGUGGGCAACGAGCUUAUUCAUGGCAUUUCUGGCGGAGAGAAGAAACGAGUCUCUAUUGCCGAAGCAAUGAUCACAAAAGCAAGUACGCAGUGUUGGGAUAACUCCACCAAGGGGCUUGAUGCUAGCACUGCCCUGGAGUAUGUCCAGAGUUUGCGUAGUCUGACGAACAUGGCUCAAGUCUCCACUCUGGUCGCUCUAUAUCAAGCAGCCGAGAGUUUAUAUCAUCUGUUUGAUAAAGUGGUGCUGAUAGAAGAAGGCCGAUGUGCGUAUUAUGGCCCAAUCGACAAGGCAAAAGCGUACUUUGAGAAUCUCGGCUUCGAGUGUCCUCCGCGCUGGACGACUCCAGACUUUUUGACAUCUAUUAGCGAUCCACAUGCUAGACGUGUCAAGUCUGGUUGGGAGGAUCGCAUUCCGCGGACUGCUGAAGAAUUCGAAAGUAUCUAUCUGAAUAGUGAUCUGCACAAGGCUGCUCUGGAAGAUAUCAGAGAUUUUGAGCAAGAUCUGGAGAAGCAAAAGGAAGAGCGCGAAGCUGCUCGGAACGUCACAAAGCAGAGGAAUUUUACGCUAUCAUUCCAUCAGCAGGUACUGGCACUCACUCGGAGACAGUUUCUUGUUAUGAUAGGAGAUCCGCAAUCGCUGUAUGGAAAAUGGGGUAUGAUUCUGUUCCAGGCUUUGAUCGUUGGGAGCCUUUUCUAUAAUCUUCAGCCUACAAGUGCUGGCGUAUUUCCCCGUGGUGGUGUCAUGUUUUACAUCCUUCUUUUCAACGCUCUUCUUGCCCUGGCAGAACUCACUGCGACCUUCUCCAGCCGGCCUAUUCUGUUAAAACAUAAAGCUUUCUCCUUCUAUCGACCAUCGGCAUAUGCGUUGGCUCAAGUGGUUGUCGAUAUGCCACUUGUUGCAGUCCAAGUUACAAUUUUCGAUCUUAUUGUGUACUUUAUGUCGGAUUUAUCACGAACGGCCUCUCAGUUCUUUAUCAAUCUGCUGAUCCUGUUCGUGUUGACCAUGACUAUAUACUCUCUUUUCCGGGCCGUGGGUGCUCUAUGCUCCUCUCUUGAUGUUGCCACUCGGAUAACUGGAGUUGCACUGCAAGCUUUGAUUGUCUAUACAGGCUACCUCAUUCCCCCAUGGAAAAUGCAUCCCUGGCUCAAAUGGCUUAUUUGGAUCAAUCCAGUUCAGUACGCCUUCGAGGCUUUGAUGGCCAAUGAAUUCUACAAUUUAAGCAUUCAAUGUAUCCCACCGCUUCUCAUUCCUGAAGGGCCAGGCGCAUCUCCUCAACAUCAAAGUUGUUUCCUUCAAGGCAGCCAGCCGGAUCAAACAACUGUCAGAGGUAGUGACUAUAUCAAGACGGCAUACACAUAUUCGCGAUCUCACUUGUGGCGCAAUUUCGGCAUCAUAAUUGCCUGGCUAAUCUUCUUUGUCGUGCUGACCAUGAUUGGAAUGGAGUUGCAGAAGCCGAAUAAAGGAGGUAGUUCUGUGACUGUAUUCAAAAGAGGACAGGCCCCAAAGGAUGUUGAUGAUGCUCUGAAGAAUAAAAUCAGUCCCGGGGACGAGGAAAAUGGAGAUGCAGCCCAAACGAAUGUCAACAAUACAGAGCAGGAGGCCGAUGGAGAGAAGAAUGUUGAAGGCAUUGCAAAGAACACGGCUAUAUUUACAUGGCAGCAUGUGAAUUAUGACAUUCCGGUAAAAGGGAGUCAGAAGAGGCUACUGGACGAUGUUCAAGGUUAUGUUAGACCAGGUCGACUGACUGCAAUGAUGGGUGCUUCUGGUGCUGGGAAAACCACUCUACUCAAUGUCCUUGCACAGAGGGUUAAUACAGGGGUCGUGACAGGCGACUUUCUGAUCAAUGGCCGACCAUUGCCCAGAAGUUUCCAGAGAGCAACAGGAUUCGCAGAGCAAAUGGACGUUCACGAGCCUACCGCUACUGUUCGUGAGUCACUGAGAUUCUCCGCCAGACUACGACAACCGCGCGAGGUCCCUUUGAAAGAAAAGUACGAUUACUGCGAGAAGAUUAUUGAUCUACUGGAAAUGCGCCCAAUGGCAGGCGCUACUGUUGGCUCAGGGGGAUCAGGCUUAAACCAAGAGCAACGGAAGCGUCUCACAAUUGCAGUUGAGUUGGCAAGUAAACCAGAACUCCUUCUGUUCCUUGAUGAGCCAACUUCCGGUCUGGACUCGCUUGCAGCGUUUAAUAUUGUGCGAUUCCUUCGUCGCCUCGCCGACGCAGGACAGGCUGUGUUGUGCACUAUUCAUCAACCAUCAGCAGUGCUCUUUGAGCAGUUUGAUGAUCUAUUGUUGCUGAAGAGUGGAGGUCGAGUGGUCUAUCAUGGGGAAUUGGGUUCAGAUUCUCGUACUUUGAUAGAUUACUUUGAACGCAAUGGCGGGAAGAAAUGUCCACGGGAUGCGAAUCCUGCAGAGUAUAUGUUAGAAGUCAUUGGAGCUGGUAAUCCAGAUUACAAGGGCAAAGACUGGGGAGACGUCUGGGCGAAUUCGGAAGAACAUGAGGCUCGCACAAGAGAGAUUGAUGAAAUCGUUAGCUCGAGGCGAGAGGGACAAACCAGCCAAGAGACCAAAGACAAUAGAGAAUAUGCUAUGCCGAUAUGGACGCAGAUAUCGACCACAACGAAGCGUUCGUUCGUGGCAUAUUGGCGGUCCCCCGAGUAUCUUCUUGGAAAAUUCAUGCUGCAUAUAUUCACCGGUCUUUUCAAUACAUUUACAUUCUGGAAGCUCGGACACAGUUACAUUGACAUGCAGUCAAGACUAUUCUCCGUCUUCAUGACAUUGACAAUCUCACCCCCACUGAUCCAGCAGCUCCAACCACGAUUCCUUCAUUUUCGAAAUCUAUACGAAUCUCGUGAAGCCAAGGCAAAGAUAUACUCGUGGCCAGCCUUUGUUGUCAGCGCCAUUCUACCAGAGUUACCAUAUUCUCUCGUCGCAGGCUCCAUCUACUACAACUGUUGGUACUGGGGCAUCCGAUUCUCCCACGACUCCUUCACCUCCGGAUUCACCUACAUCAUGAUCCUCCUCUUUGAGUUGUAUUACGUCGGCUUCGGACAAUUCAUCGCAGCUCUAUCCCCCAACGAACUAUUCGCAUCUCUCAUCGUGCCAGCUUUCUUCACAUUUGUGGUUUCAUUUUGUGGCGUAGUGGUACCUUAUUCGGGACUCCCCAGCUUCUGGAAAGCAUGGAUGUACUGGCUUACGCCGUUCCAUUAUCUACUGGAAGCAUUCCUGGGUGUAUUGGUGCAUAAUCAGCCGGUGAAAUGUGUGGCUCGUGAGGAAGCUAGAUUUACUCCUCCGCCAGGAUCAACAUGUCAGAAUUAUACUAGUGCUUUUACUUCUCAAGCUGGAGGAUACGUGGACGAUUUGGGGAAUGGCAUGUGUGCUUUUUGCGCAUAUUCCAAUGGUGACCAGUUUGCCGCCAGCUUCAACGUGUUUUAUUCUAAUAAAUGGCGUGAUUUUGGCAUAUUCUGGGCAUUUAUUCUGUUCAACUUCUUCGUGAUAUUCGCUCUGUCAUGGUUAUACCUACACGGCAUCCAGGGUAUAAAGAAGGUGCUAAGUAUACGAAAGUCGAAGAGCAGCAGCAAAACGAAACAGAAUUCCGGCAGGACCAGUGAGAAGAAUCGUUCCGGCUCGACUUCUUCUGGGGAAUAA